This is a messenger RNA of Podarcis raffonei (Aeolian wall lizard), 5361 nucleotides long. It is a transcript of the gene TRAF3, whose product is annotated as TNF receptor associated factor 3. Gene Ontology annotation, biological process: regulation of apoptotic process; regulation of canonical NF-kappaB signal transduction; regulation of defense response to virus. Lineage: Eukaryota; Metazoa; Chordata; Lepidosauria; Squamata; Lacertidae. The record is from RefSeq and is a predicted model, not a curated record. The coding region runs from base 807 to 2507 and encodes 566 amino acids. Gene Ontology annotation, molecular function: tumor necrosis factor receptor binding; zinc ion binding. Gene Ontology annotation, cellular component: plasma membrane signaling receptor complex. The transcript has 14 exons.
GCGGAGCUGCUUGCCGCGCCUGCUGUCUGGCGCUUGUGCUUGCGCCGUAGCGAGAAGCCGGGCAGGGCGAGAGAGAGAGAGAGAGAGAGAGAGAGAGGAAGGGAACGCGGCGUGCCGGGGAUUUCCAGCCUGGGCUUCGGGAGGGCGGGAGAGGAAGUGCGGGGCGGGGUGAGGGAGAGAAAGAGAGCCGGGGCAGCGCACCAGGGACUUUCCAGGCAGCCGGAGCGAGGCGGCGGCUGCUGCUGCUGCUGCUGCGUUUGGCGGGGCUGCUGCUGGUGCAGCAGCAGGAGGAGAAGGCGGCGGCGGCGGCGCUGGUAGCGACGGCUCUUUUCUCCUCCGUCUCCCCUUCCCUUCCCUUCCUCGCGCAGGGAGAGGAGAGAAGGAAGCAGAUCUCCCGAUCUCCCAAGUUCAUCCUUCCAGCUGUUUGCUGCUAUCGCUGCUCGCCCCCCAGCCCACCCCCGCUGCUUCAGUCUGCCCCGGUGCUUGCUUUGGAGACGGGGGCGCGCGCGCCUGGGUGUGCAUUAUUGCUCUUUGAGAGAGACUACUUUGGAAGGCCGGGGAAAAAAAACACCUUAACGUCUCGGUGUUGGAAAGUGGAUCAGACCAGAAUAGCCUUGUAGCCAGUGCGGAAGAAGGAGCUCUUCUGUAAAGGACACAGAAAUAAAGUUACAGGAGUCAACAUUUGACGGUAUCAACUGGGAAACGGAUUCACAGUUCAUUUUUUGUUGCCUUUUCUUCUCUGUUCGAACGUAGAUGUCCUUGCCCCUUUCGUCUGCCAUUAUACAGUAAUAUUUAUCAACUGCAACAUGGACGCAAGCAAGAAAGCAGAUCCCCCGGUGUCAGUGGAACUGGUCCAAAAGGCAAAUCCCGACCGCAGCCCAGUGGCAUCCAUUUAUGUGCCCGAACAAGGUGGCUACAAAGAGAAAUUUGUGAAUGCGGUGGAGGACAAAUACAAAUGCGAAAAGUGCCACCUCAUUUUGUGCAAUCCAAAGCAGACAGAAUGUGGGCAUCGGUAUUGCGAGACCUGUAUGAAUGCUUUGCUAAGCUCUGCAAUUCCAAAAUGUACAGCAUGUCAAGAAACAAUAGUGAAAGAUAAGAUAUUUAAAGAUAAUUGCUGUCGGAGGGAGCUUCUUGCCCUUCAGAUAUUCUGCAGGAAUGAAAAUAAAGGUUGCAGAGAACAAUUGACCUUGGGACAGUUGCUUACCCACCUGAGAAAUGACUGUCUGUUUGAAGAGCUUCCAUGCCCUCGGGCUGAUUGCAAGGAGAAAAUACUGCGAAGAGACUUGCCAGACCACGUAGAGAAGACCUGUAAAUAUCGGGAAACAACGUGUAAAUACUGUAAAAACCAAGUCCCAAUGAUUAUGAUACAGAAACAUGAAGAUGCAGACUGCCCUUGCGUUAUGGUCACGUGUCCUCAUAAAUGUAGCGUUUCAGCGCUCCUGAGAAAAGAGUUGAAUGCACAUUUGUCAGAAUGUAUUAAUGCCCCAAGCACCUGUAGUUUUAAGCGUUAUGGCUGCAUUUUUCAGGGAACAAACCAGCAAGUUAAAGCACAUGAAGCCACCUCAGCAGUGCAGCAUGUAGACUUAUUGAAAGAGUGGAGUAAUUGUCUAGAAAAUAAGGUGGCCAUGCUCCAAAAUGAAAGUUUGGAAAAGAACAAGAGUAUACAAACUUUACAUAAUCAGAUUUGUAGCUUUGAAAUAGAAAUUGAGAGACAGAAGGAAAUGCUGCGGAGUAAUGAGUCCAAAAUACAUCACUUACAGCGAGUGAUAGACAGCCAAGCUGAGAAGCUGAAAGAAUUGGACAAAGAGAUCCGUCCCUUCCGACAGAACUGGGAGGAAGCGGACAGCAUGAAGAGCAGCGUCGAGUCUCUCCAGAACAGAGUGACUGAGCUGGAAAGCGUCGAUAAGAAUGCCGGGCAAGGAAAUAGGAAUGCAGGUCUGCUAGAAUCCCAACUAUCUAGGCAUGAUCAGAUGCUGAGCGUCCACGACAUCCGAUUGGCUGAUAUGGAUCUCCGCUUUCAAGUUUUGGAAACGGCCAGCUACAAUGGAAUAUUGAUCUGGAAAAUCCGAGAUUAUAAACGUCGGAAGCAAGAGGCAGUGAUGGGGAAGACGUUGUCCUUAUACAGUCAACCUUUUUAUACGGGGUACUUCGGCUAUAAGAUGUGUGCCAGAGUUUAUCUCAACGGAGACGGCAUGGGGAAAGGGACGCACUUGUCCUUGUUCUUUGUCAUCAUGCGGGGAGAAUACGACGCAUUGCUUCCGUGGCCCUUCAAGCAAAAAGUCACCCUUAUGUUGAUGGAUCAAGGACCUUCCAGGCGCCAUUUAGGGGAUGCUUUCAAACCAGACCCCAACAGCAGUAGUUUCAAGAAGCCCACCGGAGAAAUGAAUAUUGCUUCUGGCUGCCCAGUCUUUGUUGCACAGACUGUUCUAGAAAACGGAACAUAUAUUAAAGAUGAUACUAUUUUUAUUAAAGUCAUAGUGGAUACAUCGGACCUACCAGACCCCUGACGUAUAGCAGAGAGGCAGAUUCAACAGAAGACAACUCCAUUUGGGGCUCUUUUUUAUAUCUACCUGUCUUCAAUAAGAGGUCCCUAAAGCUCAGAGGGGACCAUCUUGUGUUAUCAGAGGGAAGCGUUUGGAGGCAUAAAUUUGCAUAGGGGUCCAAUGGCAAACGUAGCAACCCAUUAAGAAGUCAUACCAUGGUAUAUUUUCUAAUUAAAACUAAUAGGAACACUUCGAGUUCUGACAAGUCACUUAAUCCUCACGAGGACAAACGAUUACAGUCAGAAAACCUUUUCGUAAUUUAUUGGUAAUCUCUAAUCGGUUGGAAGGGGGGGGAAAGACAAAAUAUCCUGUGCUGGAAAAGACAUGAAACUUUUAUUCCUUUUUAACUAGAAAACAAAAGUAAAAGUUCACAUGUGGGUUAGCUAGAAACUGUCAGCAUGUUAAGUUAAAAAAGAAGAAGAAGAAAUUAUGAAGUAACAUUGCAGUUAAAAGAUAUUAUUACUUUGAAAAUCGAUAAGUGCAAUCCUGUCUGAAAUACAGUAUAUUGUUUAUUUUUAAGGCCUCUCCUGGUCUCUGUUUUAAAAUAAUUACUUUGCCAGAAGACCUCGACAGAAUGUCCAGAUCUUCUCGAAAGUGUCUAAAUCAGAGUCAUAUUUUUGUUUAGAGUUCUAUUAAUUGCUACAGAAAAAAAAGCAUUUUAUUUUAAAACUGUUGAUAGACUGAUAUUUCUUGGAAGAAAAAAAAGAUCAAAUGCAGGUUAUCACUUGUGAUAUGAAAAGAAACUAUUCAACUACAGCUGUUAUUUCUCUUUAGAAAUGUAAACCUAACAAUAUAUGUCGUAGUUAAUGACACUAUUUCAAAAUUAAGAAAAAAUAAUCACUCAUGGAUGCUGUGCAUCAUUAUCAGAUUUAUAAUUUUCACCCUAAAAUAGGGCAUUUGUUGAACUUUGGAGUUCUAAACGGAAUCCUGUAUGUUUUUAAAGUUCUGCCUCAUGCGCUCAGACCAAGCUCUAUAAAAAUAUAUCUAUAUAUCUAUAUAUAAUCUAUUUUUUUGCUAAAGCAUAUAUGUGCAACAUAUUUUUGGUGUUUGAGAAGGGGGCAUAGUGCUGAGUAAUACCUAUAUAGGAAACCUGCUAAUUGGUCCUCUGCUUAGGAAUUCACCGCAUCGUGCAGAGGACAGUCCGUUAGGAGAAAGCAGUGUCUUAAAUGGAGAAACGGUGGCUUGCAUGCAAUUCAUGUGCCUUAGCUGUAACGUGCUGCUUUAUAGCUCAUAGCUUUGUAUUCAGAUUUUAAGUUCAGAUUCCUGAAAUGGUCAUUUUUUUUUAACUGGACUUUAGGCAUAAUGUGCUGACUGGUCUGUAAAAACCCACGCCAAUAUUUUUCGCGAGAUACGGAAACAGAAGCCCAACAGCUGCGCUUCUGACUUAACCAGAUAUUCCAUCCAUUCAGUGUUGUGGAAUACUACUUCUUCAGGUGCUAUAUAUAUAUAUUUGGUGCACGGUGCUCCUAUGGAGCCAGGACUUCUGACAGCGCCCCUGUUUCCAAGGAGAGCUGCUGUUCAAUGAUGCCAUGCUCCUAGGUAGCAGAGCUAACAUCAUUUCAAACUGGCUCGGUUUCAGAAUUUGCAAGGGGAUGUCUUCAGGGGGGUUGGUUUUCUGCCGGGUGCAACAUGCAUCCCUGCAGGGAAAACCCACAGGACCCUGCUCUUAUAAACUACUACCUGAGCCUUUACUAGGAAACAUCUUUCCCAGCCUUCGAAUCAUGCUGAUUGCAACCCACAGAACUUACCGACUUCUGUUUUUAAUAGUCCCUUGUGCGACUAGUAAGUCUAAUGGCAUCGCUUGACCUGUACUACACCAACCAUGUGGGUGCUGCUUUUUAAUUGCAUGGGUGGCUGUGUAACACUUAAGAGUGCUCCCCCUGGACAGAGCUGACGUGCACGUGGGCAGAGGGAUUGUGACCCCCGUUUUCCUAACCAGUCAAUUGUUGUACCCACUCAACCUUUCCGCUUCGGUCGGGUGUUAUAGCCAGAGUUCCAUGUCUAGGGCUCAGUUGAAACCUCACGUCAUCGUAGUUAAGUUCCUUGCUCUUGCCAUUGUCUUUUAUGGCUGUGCCUUUUCACUCAGUGCCUGCCAAAGGCUCCCCGCCCCCUUUUCGUUCUGUUAACAAAUAUAUACGUACCGUGCAUGCAGAGUGAUCCUCGUGGGGCUAUUUUAUUUUUAUUUUUAUUUUUUCCCAGGCACCUGCUUAAGUACUGCCUGCUGCCUGGCAGCCAAAGCAUUCAGUAGCAACCUGUCUUCCUCUUCUUGCCUUCCAUGGUUCAAAGUACUGUAUUUUUCUCUUAUGGUACUAACUUAGCUGUGUCCGCUGGUGCAAACUGACGUGAGAAAGGCAAGCGUUAAAAUCCUAGCUCUGACACAAAAGGAAGACUUCUCCUGCCGAAGAGACAACCUGGCGCAGUUUUACGCAGGCCGGUGUAAACCCAUAACCUUCUGCUUUAGAGGAAAGUGUUAAGUUGGCUUGUGGUACUAUUUUAAUAGUCAUGAAUGUAGGCAGCUGAGCUUUUGUAUAUGCAUUACAGAAUUUUACUGAAAACAGGAUUCCCUAGUGGAAAUGUCCAAAGGGCUCACCCUCCUCAUUGCUAUUACGUCAUGGGCAUUUUACGAGCGCGGUCUUCUACGAACAGUUUAUGUCCUGUUUGAAUAUGAUACUGCUAGAGGACGACCCAGACCCCAUGCAGUGCAGAAUUCCUUUCAAAACAUCUCUUUCUUUUUGAAACCCUAGAAAAUGUGAACAGAGUAGAAGUCAGUGCAGUCUCUCUUUUUCCCGAGUCCACAGAAGUCUAAUUUUCAGCUUGU